AAAACCGGAAGUGAUUUUUCAGAGCUGUGUUUUCGCGGCAAUCCGAACUUGAGGUGAAGGACUAGUGAAUAAUAUGACAGGUGGUCUCCGGCUUUGAUUUAAAAGUGAAAGAUUCCCACAUUUCAUCUGCACACAUCGGAGACAAUAAGAAUGGCAUCAGUCACUGCAGAAAACAUCAAAUCUGAACUGGACACUUUCAGCAUAGCCUUCACAGAUGAAACUGUGGACAAAAUGUUGGAACAGUGUUUGUGUCACAGGCUGAGUGGAGACGAGAUUGUAUGCGAGUGGUUUGCUUUCAGCUCCUCAAAGAAACAGAGACCCCUCACUCUUGACAACCUGGAUCAGUUUGAACAUGAAAUACUUAACAAGAAGAAAAGGUCCAAAGGCUCAUCGAAGGGUAGUCAGAUUAACAGGACCAGAGACAUCAACUCUAUCCAGGAACUAAUAAAAGCAGAAGAAGAAGAGGAAAACUUGCUUGAUUCUUACUCGACACCUGCCAAGGGUUCUCAGAAGCGAGCGCUGACCACCCCUGAAAAUCCUCAGUCUAAGAGGGGUGUGGCCCGCCUUGCAAGUCCCAGUCUAAUGCUGUCACCUGCCAGCUUCUCCCCAAGUGCAACCCCCUCACAGAAAUACAGCACACGUGGAGGCCGAGGAGAGGUGGUCUCGUCAUUUGGGGUGGUGCAGGGUCCUCGCUGGUCAGGUAAAGGACAGAACGUGAGCGUUGAGUUGUUGGAGGGGAAAGAGGAUUCACUUACCAGCAGCUACAAAUACAUGUUUCAGAGAUUAAGAGAUAUCAGAGAUGUUCUGACCGGGAAGAUUGAAGAGCUGGGUGAGGAGUUGCGGACGCAUAUUAACAUAGAGGAAUUCUCUCCGGUUUCAUUACCUGUUCAGGACAGUAUCACAGUACUGGGGCAGGUGUGCUGUGAUAGUAAUGGAAAGCUGAAUGCCCAGUCUGUGCUGUUGGAGGCGGGACAGGAACAGGGGGGCAGACAGGUGCCAGUGGAUCUGUCUGAACUCAAGGAGUUCUCACUCUUCCCAGGACAGGUUGUUGUCAUGGAAGGGAUGAACGCCUCUGGAGAAAAGUUUGUUGCCACCAAGCUAUACGAGGGUAUUUCUUUGCCUUUUUACUCUCCGGUUGAAGUGAAACAGGAAGUAGAUGAAGUGUCUGAGCCUGUAAUGGUGAUGAUGGCAUGUGGACCAUAUACACCCUGUGACAGUCUGAGCUAUGACCCUCUGAUUGACCUCAUUACUAUCAUCAACAGAGAUCGGCCUGAUGUGUGCAUUCUGUUUGGACCUUUUGUUGAUUCCAAGCAUGAACAGAUAGAGAAAAACCAGGUAACAGAACAAUUUGAAACCAUCUUCAAGAGAUGUGUUGACAGCAUUGUGGAAGGAACCAAAGGGACGGGAUGCAGACUUGUGUUUGUGCCAUCUCAAAGAGAUAUUCAUCACCACUACAUUUAUCCGCAGCCACCUUUCAGCCUGCCCAACCUCAGCAAAGAAGAUACAAUGCGGGUGACCUUAGCUCCUGACCCCUGCACACUCCUCAUUGGUAAUGUGACUUUUGGUCUGACAUCAACGGACAUUUUGUUUUAUAUGGGAGCUGAAGAGAUCAGCAGUGGUACGGGCACUGAACGUUUCUCACGGAUUAUGAAACACAUGUUGACCCAGAGAAGCUACUACCCCCUCUAUCCUCCGGCAGAAGAGGUAAACAUGGAUUAUGAGAAGUUUCAGCAGUUCGGCCAAAUGCCUCUUACACCUGACAUCCUCAUUGCUCCCUCUGAACUUCGUUAUUUCAUCAAGGACGUGUCUGGUUGUGUGUGUGUCAAUCCUGCUCGCCUCACUAAAGGACAGGUUGGCGGGACUUAUGGACGAUUGCUUGUUCAACCAAACCCUGUGAUGGUGGAGGGCAAGAGAGUAAGCCCGUGUAUAGCCGGACAGGUGGUGAAAAUAUGAAAUACCUGUAUUUUCAAAUGUACUACUGCUUUUGAACUUAAAUCAUGUUUGUAAUUAUAUUUCAGUAUUAAAUCUUUUCAUAUAACAUGGCUGAAGAAAUAAAUUACUUUGUAAAUCACA
Triplophysa dalaica is the source of this 2073-nucleotide messenger RNA. RefSeq names its product polymerase (DNA directed), alpha 2 (gene pola2). The transcript is spliced from 19 exons. The record is from RefSeq and is a predicted model, not a curated record. Gene Ontology annotation, biological process: DNA replication; DNA replication initiation. Gene Ontology annotation, molecular function: DNA binding. Gene Ontology annotation, cellular component: alpha DNA polymerase:primase complex. Lineage: Eukaryota; Metazoa; Chordata; Actinopteri; Cypriniformes; Nemacheilidae. Bases 151 to 1953 code for a protein of 600 amino acids.